Messenger RNA from Physcomitrium patens, 2125 nucleotides. Its product is annotated as calnexin homolog 1. The record is from RefSeq and is a predicted model, not a curated record. Gene Ontology annotation, molecular function: calcium ion binding. Lineage: Eukaryota; Viridiplantae; Streptophyta; Bryopsida; Funariales; Funariaceae. Gene Ontology annotation, cellular component: endoplasmic reticulum membrane; endoplasmic reticulum. Gene Ontology annotation, biological process: protein folding; ERAD pathway.
GGCCUGCGGUGCAAAGGCACGAUCUGAAACCCCACACACACUCACACUCGCUCACACACAGAGAGAGAGAGAGAGAGAGAGAGCGAGCGAGAGCGCUCUUCUGCGUGCUGGUUGCGACGAAGAAGCUCCUCCGAUCGGACGGGCUCUUCCCCGAUGCAGGUCAUGGCGUCGCGCAGGAUGACCGGACUGGGAUUGCUGCUGCUGCUUUGCGGGUGCUUUGUUCUCGCCGCUUCGCUCUCUGACACGGUAUUCUAUGAAAGUUUCGAUGAGGACUUCGAAGGUCGUUGGGUGGUGUCUCAGAACAGCGAGUACGGAGGUACAUGGAAGCAUGCGAAAAGUGAAGGUCACGAUGAUUACGGUCUGUUGGUGAGUGAGAAAGCUAAGAAGUACGGUAUAGCAGUGGACUUGCCCGAGAAGGUCGAUCCCAAGGAUGGAGCUCUUGUUCUUCAGUAUGAUCUGAGACUUCAGAGCGGUCUUGAGUGCGGUGGUGCGUACUUGAAGUUUCUCCAACCUCAGGAAGCAGGGUGGACGGCCAACGACUUCAACAAUGAGUCGCCGUACUCCAUAAUGUUCGGUCCGGACAAGUGUGGAGCCACCAACAAGGUGCACUUCAUCUUCCGACACAAGAACCCAGUGACAGGAAAAUACGUGGAGCAUCAUCUGAAGAACCCCCCUGUUCCCGCAGGAGACAAGUUGUCUCACGUCUACACAGCCAUCAUCUAUCCGAACAACACUCUGAGAAUUUUGAUCGAUGGUGAGGAGAAGAAGACGGCCGAUCUGUUAUCUGACGAGUUUGAACCAACAGUGAUCCCCGCCAAGACGAUUGCCGAUCCAGAAGACAAGAAGCCUGAGGAUUGGGAUGACCGCGCCAAGAUUUCCGACCCCGAUGCCACUAAGCCUGAUGACUGGGAUGAGGAUGCCCCCAGAGAGAUCGAAGACGAGGAAGCUGAGAAGCCAGAGGGAUGGUUGGAUGAUGAGCCUGAUGAAGUGGACGAUCCUGAAGCCGUGAAACCCGAGGAUUGGGACGACGAGGAAGAUGGCGAAUGGGAACCUCCCAAGAUCAGUAACCCGAAAUGUGAGGAGGCUCCUGGUUGUGGUGAGUGGAAGCGCCCCAUGAAGAAGAACCCCGCCUUCAAGGGCAAGUGGAAGGCACCAAUGAUUGACAACCCAGCUUAUCAAGGCAUUUGGGCACCUAAGCAGAUUCCCAAUCCCGAGUACUUUGAGUUAGAGAAGCCCAACUUGGAAGCUGUGGCCGCCAUCGGUAUUGAGAUUUGGACCAUGCAAGAUGGCAUCCUCUUCGACAAUAUUCUAGUAGCACACGAUGAAGCGAACGCUGAAGAGUACAGGAAGAAGACCUGGGAACCAAAACACGCGGUUGAGGAGGAGAAAGAGGCAGCUGAGGCCAAGAAGUCCGAAGAUAAACCAGAGAAGGCCGGGUUGGACAGCAUCAAGGGCAAGGUCUUCGAGGCUCUUAACAAGGUUUCCGAGAUUCCAUUCCUCGCCAAGUACAAGGAACAGAUUGAUGACGUGCUUGACAAGGCUGAGAAGAAUUCGAAUGUUACUCUCGGUGUUUUGGCAACCAUCCCUGUCCUCCUCGUGACGAUGCUGUUGAGCUUUUGCUUUGGAAAGAAGAAGACGCCAUCCACCGGUACAACUGGGGCCACGAAAAAGGAGGAUACUGUGACCGCUGAUGAUGUAUCUGGAGCCAAGGAGGAACAAGUAGAGGAAGAAGAGCAAGAGCAGGCUGGGGAGAUUGAGAAGGAGGGUGUGAGUGCCCGCCGCAGGCCCCGGAGAGAGACGUAGUUAGGAUUUGAACGGAAGUCGGUAUUGUUAGGUAUGUAAUCGCGGCGAGCAGGCUAUUCGCCACAAUGCCAGGGCGAGGUUAGCUGCUGAGAUCCUUGCGGGGGCUCUUGUGCAUAUGACCAUGUGUAGAAUUAUGUGCACCAUGCUCGCACUUGCUGGUACACAAGGGUGUUGUCGGUUGUAGCGCUCGGUUCACAGCAGACUUUUGUGACAGAUGGUUAGAUCCUUUUAAUUUUUUUUAAAAACUUUUUCUCUCAUACUUUGUACUUGAUUUUUGUUUAGAUUAAAGGGAAUUAAGCAAAGAUUGACUGUGGGUCGCUAA